Molecule: messenger RNA, 1878 nt
Organism: Vigna angularis (adzuki bean)
Lineage: Eukaryota; Viridiplantae; Streptophyta; Magnoliopsida; Fabales; Fabaceae
Product: common plant regulatory factor 1
Exons: 13
Coding region: 267-1532 (421 amino acids)
Biological process (GO): regulation of DNA-templated transcription
Cellular component (GO): nucleus
Molecular function (GO): sequence-specific DNA binding; DNA-binding transcription factor activity
Source: RefSeq, a predicted model, not a curated record
UCUCUGAAACCCAAGCAAGCUCUUUCCCUCGUUUUUUAAGAGAGAGAAAGUAGAUAGAGAACCACCGGAAUUGUUUUUCCAAACCUUAAUUUCAGGAUAUUUUCAACCCACCAGAACCAAUUGUUGUUCUUUUUUUUCUUUUUCAUUCUGGGAUUUUCUUUUUCCUUGUUUUGGUUAAGAGUUUGAUAUCUUAAUCCCCUCAGGUAUCAGCUGAAUAACUUGUUGGGACAUAUUUGACUCGGUGCUUUUCUUCUGGUGAUUGCCUCAUGGGAAACAGUGAGGAAGGGAAAUCUGUUCAAACUGGAAGUCCUUCUUCACCAGCAACAACUGAUCAGGCCAAUCAGACAUAUCAGCCUAACAUUCAUGUCUAUCCUGAUUGGGCUGCCAUGCAGUAUUAUGGGCCAAGAGUCAACAUUCCUCCAUACUUCAACUCAACUGUGGCUUCUGGUCAUGCUCCACACCCAUUCAUGUGGGGUCCGCCACAGCCUAUGAUGCCACCUUAUGGGCCACCAUAUGCAGCAUUUUAUCCUCCUGGUGGAGUUUAUACUCACCCUGCAGUUGCUAUUGGGCCACAUUCACACGGCCAGGGAGUUCCAUCUCCACCUGCUGCUGGGACUCCUUCAAGUGUAGAUUCACCGACAAAAUUAUCCGGAAAUACCGAUCAGGGGUUAAUGAAGAAAUUGAAAGGAUUUGAUGGGCUUGCAAUGUCAAUAGGCAAUUGCAAUGCAGAGAGUGCUGAGCUUGGAGCUGAAAACAGGCUGUCACAGAGUGUGGAUACUGAGGGUUCUAGCGAUGGAAGUGAUGGCAACACUGCAGGGGCUAAUCAAACAAAAAUGAAAAGAAGCCGAGAGGAAACAUCAACCACUGGUAUGACUCUAAUAGGUGUUGAUAAGUUGAUAUUUGGAUCUUCGAAAAUAAUUGUGCCUACUACCCCAGCUAGUAUUGCAGGAAAGUUUGUAGGUCCUGUAAUUUCUUCAGGUAUGACCACAGCAUUGGAGCUUAGGAACUCUUUGACUGUUCAUUCUAAGGAAAAUCUCACGAGUGCCCCACAACCUUGUGCAGCUGUGCCUCCUGAAGCUUGGAUACAGAAUGAGCGUGAGUUGAAACGGGAGAGGAGGAAACAAUCUAACCGUGAAUCUGCUAGAAGGUCCAGACUGAGGAAGCAGGCCGAGACUGAAGAAUUGGCCCGAAAAGUUGAGAUGUUAACUGCUGAAAAUGUGUCACUGAAGUCAGAAAUAACUAAAUUGACUGAAGGUUCAGAGCAGAUGAGGAUGGAAAAUUCUGCAAUGAGGGAAAAACUGAUAAAUACUCACCUGGGACAAAGGGAAGAGAUAAUUUUGGAAAGCAUUGACAGCAAGAGGUCUACACCAGUAAGUACUGAGAACCUGCUAUCAAGAGUUAAUAAUUCCAGUUCUAACGAUAGAAGUGCAGACAAUGAGAGUGAUUUCUGUGAGAACAAACCAAAUUCUGGUGCAAAGCUGCAUCAACUACUGGAUACAAAUCCUAGAGCUGAUGCUGUUGCUGCUGGGUGAAACCAGUAAUUGCACUGGCUUAUUUUGUAAUUUUGGCAUAUUACAAGUCCAAAAUUACAGCUUGGUGCUAACAGUUUUCAGAGGGAUGGAUCAGCUGAGUUUUACAACCUAAAUCCAUCUAUAGACCAGAACUAAUUCUUUGCUUGUCAGUUUCUUAGGACAUGAACUCUGUAUUUUAUUAGAAUUGACAGAAAUGGAUGACAACUUUAAAGAAGUUUGUAAAUUGAUGAGUAUUAGGGAUCUAGCUUAGACUUUAAAGAUAGGGUUCUCACACUCUGUAUAAUUGGUUGUGUAUUAACUAUAUUGGUGUGAACUUUCCUAUGGUAUGAGUUGAGGUAUUCUCACA